AUGUUCUUCCUCUCCACCAGCACAGAAGACGACAUGGACGUCAACCACCGCGGCGGCCCACCGGGAUUCGUCCGAAUAAUUUCCCCAACUACCCUCGCCUACCCCGAAUACUCUGGGAACCGGCUCUACCAAUCCCUCGGCAAUCUUAUGCUAGAUCCAAAAAUCGGGCUUGUGUUUCCAGACUACGAAACCGGAGAUGUUGUGUAUAUAACCGGCACGACCGAGAUCCUCGCUAGCACAGACGCCUCUGCCCUCCUCCCAGGCAGCAACCUCGCCGUCAAAAUAACAAUCUCAGAAUGCCGGUACGUAAAAACGGGUCUAUCCUUCCGCGGCACAAAGAAAACACCGAGUCCGUACAACCCACUCGUCCGUACACUAGCUACUGAAGGCAACAUCCGCGCCGCUCUCUCCAGCACCACCUCCUCUUCCACUUCCACGCGGCAAACAGCCCUCCUCACAAAGAAAGAAAUCCUCACACCCAGCAUCGCACGCUUCACUUUCUCCGUCGAUGGCGGUCUGACAUACCGGCCUGGUCAGUGGAUCGCGCUUGAUUUCAGUCAAGAGCUCGAUGUAGGGUAUGAGCAUAUGCGGGAUGAGGAUCCGGGGAGUUUGAAUGAUGAUUUUGUUAGGACGUUUACGAUCUCCUCGAACCCUAAGGCAGGAGAUGGGAGUAAAGAGAAGAAGUUUGAGAUUACUAUCAGAAAGGUGGGGACUGUGACGAAGUUCCUGUUCCAGCAGAAUGAGCGGGCAGGGUUGGAGGUUGGUGUUUUGGGGGUGGGAGGGGAGUUUAAAGUCGAGAGUGCUAGGGCUGGGGAGGGGAGAAACGUGUUUGUGGCUGGCGGUGUGGGCGUCACGCCUUUAUUCGGCCAGAUCGGUGGGCUGGAUUUGCAGAACGGAGGAUUCGUGUUGCUGUGGGCGGUGAGGGGAGAGGAUGUGGGGUUGGUGCUUGAUACGUUUAAGCGGUAUCCCGGGCUUGGGAAGUGUGCGAAGGUGUUUUUGACUGGGCGGGCUGUGGAGGGUGAGCUUGCUGAGAUGAAAGAUGAGAUCAAGGCGGAGGCAGAGGUGGUGGAGAGGAGGAUGAUGAAAAGUGAUGUACAGUAUGUGCAGGCUGAGACGUGGUAUGUGUGUGCUGGAAAGGGGAUGAGAAAGGAGGUGACUGGGUGGCUGGAGGGACAGAAAGUGGUGUUUGAAGACUUUGAUUACUGA
This is a messenger RNA of Alternaria incomplexa, 1206 nucleotides long. RefSeq lists its product as uncharacterized. NCBI's taxonomy places the organism in Eukaryota, Fungi, Ascomycota, Dothideomycetes, Pleosporales, Pleosporaceae. The record is from RefSeq and is a predicted model, not a curated record. Gene Ontology annotation, molecular function: oxidoreductase activity. The transcript has a single exon. Bases 1 to 1206 code for a protein of 401 amino acids.